GCCAGAAGAAAGAUGGCGGCGCCCGCAGCUGCCGCGGAGCCGCAGGCUUCUGGGGGUCCUCGGCCCCCAGUGUGUCUCCUGGUGCUGGGAAUGGCGGGAUCCGGGAAAACUACCUUUGUGCAGAGGCUUACGGGACACCUGCAUAGCAAAGGCUCCCCACCUUAUGUGAUCAACCUGGACCCAGCUGUGCAUGAAGUCCCCUUUCCUGCCAACAUUGAUAUUCGUGACACUGUGAAGUAUAAAGAAGUCAUGAAACAAUAUGGACUUGGGCCCAAUGGUGGCAUAGUGACCUCACUCAAUCUCUUUGCUACCAGAUUUGAUCAGGUAAUGAAAUUUAUCGAGAAGGCCCAGAACAUGUCUAAAUAUGUCUUGAUUGACACACCCGGACAGAUUGAAGUAUUCACCUGGUCAGCUUCUGGCACAAUCAUCACUGAGGCCCUGGCAUCCUCAUUUCCAACAGUUGUCAUGUAUGUAAUGGACACAUCACGAAGUACCAACCCUGUGACCUUCAUGUCCAAUAUGCUCUAUGCCUGCAGCAUCUUGUACAAAACCAAGCUGCCUUUCAUUGUGGUCAUGAAUAAAACUGACAUCAUUGAUCACAGCUUUGCAGUGGAAUGGAUGCAGGAUUUUGAGGCUUUCCAAGAUGCCUUGAAUCAAGAGACUACCUACGUCAGUAACCUGACUCGUUCAAUGAGCCUGGUGUUAGAUGAGUUUUACAGCUCACUCAGGGUGGUGGGUGUCUCUGCUGUUCUGGGUACUGGCUUAGAUGAACUCUUUCUUCAAGUCACCAGUGCUGCAGAAGAAUAUGAAAGGGAGUAUCGUCCUGAAUAUGAACGUUUGAAGAAAUCACUGGCUAGUGCACAGAGCCAACAGCAGAAAGAACAACUGGAACGCCUUCAGAAAGAUAUGGGCUCCGUAGCCUUGGACACGGGAACUGCGAAAGAUAGCUUAUCUCCUGUGCUGGACCCUUCUCAAUUGAUCCUGACUCGAGGAACCUUGGAUGAAGAGGAUGAGGAAGCAGAGAGUGAUACUGAUGACAUUGACCACAGAGUUACAGAGGAAAGCCGUGAAGAGCCAGCAUUCCAGAAUUUUAUGCAAGAAUCAAUGGCACAAUACUGGAAGAGAAACAACCAAUAGGACAUUUUAGGAAACUUCACUUGUUUCUAUAAGUCCAAAAUUUUGGAGCUCCAUGUGAAAGGACUAUCCUUACCUCUGAUAGGGGGCUACUAUAAAGGUCAAUUUUCUUCAGAGUAGCAGAGUUUCUUACUAGGGAAAUCUCCUGACUCCGAUGAAGUCAGUGAUAGAAGACCCUUGGACCUGAUUCUGUCUUGGCUGUUCCACUGUACGUAUGCAAGGACAGAUAAUAUUGACUGUUCUAGGAAGCUAAUAUUCCUUCAGGCCUACAACUUCAAGUUUUAUUAUAUGAAUUCAAGUACUUUUGCUGCCGAUGGAUAGAAUAGAGAACUUACUGUCCCGGUGACCACUUCAAAUCUCUAUUAUAGGCUGGAUAUAUAGCCUCUACUUCCACCGCAUCUUGCCCUUGACUCUGUACCAUGAGUUGCCCUUCUGUUAGCAGAAAGGGAAAAUUUGAGCUUGUCCAGAGUGGCAGUGGAGUCUCCUUAGCAACCAUUCAAUGUUGGUAUGAAAUGUACCUCACACUGGGUAGCUCACCAUAGGACACCAGGUUUGUUGAAGAAAGUGGGCAAAAAAAACUUAUGAGUAAGAAUCCUGUCUCAAUGGUGACUUGGGUAAAGAGUUUUUAACUUUGUUGUAAGCCUGCCUGUCAUGAUUUCAAAUUAGAAAAUUAUGUAAAUCACAAACAGGUUCACUUCUCCUGUUCAACAGAGAGGCUUAAAGCCACAUGUCCAAACCUGUUUCAAUUAAGCUGAUGUUUACUGAAGUUUCCUAUGUACACAUACUAGUAGCCAGGUACAGAGUCAUGCCAUGUUUGUAUUGUACUUUGAAUUUAAUGCAGAGUAUCCUUGGUGAUUUACUCCAAGGCUAUAGAUUUGAAGGAGGUACACAUUCUUUACAUAAUAGCCAUUAUAAGGGUUUGCCCUGCCUUUACAGAUCCUUUACAGUAUCUUAAAACAUAGUACAUUUCUCUCAAGAAGUUUUAUCCCUGCCUAAUUUAUAUUCCAACUUUUAGUGGUUCUCAGAAUGUGGUCUUUGUACCAGAAGCAUCAGCAUCACCUGGGAAAUUGUUAAACACACCUCUCAAAACCCACUGAAUCAGAAACUCUAGGGGUGGAGCCCAGCAAUCUGUUUUAAUAAGUCCUCCAGGGGAUUCCAGUGCACACUAGUUAGAACCACUGCUCCACCUCACACAGCCUAUGACAUAAUUCCAGCCAGGUGAAUUACAGGUACCAAUCAUCACAUGACUUGCCUUAUCAAAGAACCCUAAUCUUGACCAUCUGGUGCCUAUUCUCCAAUUUAAACAUUCUGAAGCAAUAAAAGUAUUUUAUUUUA
This is a messenger RNA of Cynocephalus volans (Philippine flying lemur), 2469 nucleotides long. It is a transcript of the gene GPN1, whose product is annotated as GPN-loop GTPase 1. Gene Ontology annotation, molecular function: ATP hydrolysis activity; GTPase activity. The transcript is spliced from 14 exons. Lineage: Eukaryota; Metazoa; Chordata; Mammalia; Dermoptera; Cynocephalidae. Bases 13 to 1137 code for a protein of 374 amino acids. The record is from RefSeq and is a predicted model, not a curated record.